CUAGAAGCGACCCCAUAACCUUUAAAGUCAAUCAUUUCGCUUGCGCUCUCACGACCUCCAGCUUUUGAUACGCCCUUCUUUCCCUCUUUUCUGCAUCUGCCCAACCCUCCGGCCCGUCCACCACGUCGUCGCCGUUUCUCCUUCUUUGGCCCGCCCUUUUGGUCCUCGAUACCCCUUCUUGAUCUUUGUUUUUGUGCCCUUCUAGGUUCUGGGUCCUUUCUGGCUAAUCAAGCACGCAAGGCGUGCCCGUGUGUGACUGUGUUUCUGGUCGACCUCCUGCCGACAUACCCCCCGACGCUUUCGGCCUCCGCGCGCCAAUUUUCCCACCUGCAACGGCAACCGCGGCCGGAAUCAGCGUUGUCGCGAUCAUUAUCUCUCUUUACUUUUUGCGGAACUCGAAGCCUGUCGCCUACCUAUCGACCAGACGGCCGAAACCCGUUAAGGAGUCCAGGGCCUCCAAGGGCUAAUACCUACUCUCCCGAACGAAGGGUAGUAUAGGGGCUAGGCCUUAUUAGAUUGGCGAAAGCUGGAUUCGGUUGGGAACAAGAGGCGACCGUGACAGCAUCGGUGGAAACUCGAGAAACUCAAGAAGCAGAACUAGAGCAACCGCCGCCAUGAGCAACUCGAACCCGGUAGCGCCCAAGAAGAAGAAGGGCGGCUUCCUCGCCAUCUUUGGCUGCUGCGGCGUCCCUGAUGAUGCGAACGGCCUCGACACCCCGGUACCAAGCAACAAGCUCGACAGGAUCCCCGUUAGACCGGCGACCGCGAGCAGGCGAACAGCAACCCCGUCCGAGCAGCCCUCCGCGAGCAAGACCCAUCUUUCUGAGAAGGAGCCAGCUCAGCAAUCUCAGCCGACCCAGGAACAGUCGAAGAACGGGAAGCGGGUAUCAGGAACGAGUACUCAGGAUCAGUCGACAGUUGGCGAAAAGGAUGGAGAGUCAAAGCAGACAACGAUCGUUGGCCCCGGCUCAAGUAGCCCACUGGCAUCGGUAGAGCCGCCACAGCAGACCAACAAGGAAGUGGAGGUGGUUGAGGAGGUGGUCAAUGAGAAGGACGAGGAAGGGGACGUGCAGAUGCCUGAUGCCGCUGAGGAAUCACAACAAGCUUCACAUGCGGCCGAUGCCACGACUGAGGAAUCGUACACAAACCUUCCCCCGCCACCUCCGGGCCCGGUUCCCGCAGCUACAACUACGCCAACAAGCGGCGCGCUAAUUGAGAGCCCUCCGGUCUUUCCUCCCGACCAACCUCAGAAGUUCCUACUGCCUCCUCAAGCACCUGAGUUCAAGGGUAAGAAGUGCCUUGUUCUAGAUUUGGAUGAAACCCUCGUACACAGCUCCUUCAAGAUCCUUCACCAGGCCGAUUUCACGAUACCUGUUGAAAUCGAAGGCAACUACCAUAAUGUCUAUGUCAUCAAGCGGCCAGGUGUAGACCAGUUUAUGAAGAGAGUUGGCGAGCUUUACGAAGUUGUUGUCUUCACUGCAUCGGUUUCCAAGUACGGUGAUCCGCUGCUGGACCAGUUGGACAUCCACAAUGUUGUCCACCAUCGUCUUUUCCGCGAAAGUUGCUACAACCAUCAAGGAAACUACGUCAAAGACCUGUCACAGGUUGGACGUGACCUUAAAGACACCAUUAUCAUCGACAACUCACCAACCUCGUACAUUUUCCACCCUCAACACGCCGUACCCAUCAGCAGUUGGUUCUCAGAUGCGCAUGACAACGAGCUAUUGGAUCUCAUUCCCGUUCUAGAAGACCUUGCUGGUGCCAACGUGCAAGACGUUAGCCUGGUUCUGGACGUCACUCUUUGAAGCGUUCAGCUUGAAAGCUUUCCGUGUUGAUCAUACACCUCGCGUAUGUAUGGCCCAAAGGCCCGUUCAUUGCGGAGUGUUUUGGUUCAUAUUUGUCUCAAGCGAAGAGGCGUAACUGCGUCAUACUGUCUAAUCAUCUAAAUCUGGCCUGGGCGGGUUUCGCAGACAUGACUAUUUGGUUACGACCCCACCUUCACAGAUCCGAGAGAUUACGGCCACCCGAAUGGCGGCCCGUUGCAUAUGAAGGGAUAUGCGCAGGAUUACCGCUCUUGUGCCUAAUCGUUCCAAGCUCCGUCAAAUGAAAACGGCGAGAGAAAGUGCUGAUGGGUCAGGCAUAAUUCGAGAAUCGAUCUGAAAGAAACUGGGGGAUUGCUGGCGUGGUGCAACCCAGUGUGAAGCGUAAAAGCCAUCCGUACACAGCGACGUCCUUGUCAUAACGCCGGGCUUCAACUAUCGAACGGCAGGGGGAAUGAGGGAGGGAAGAGAUGGAUGCAGCAUCACCCAGUGCCAUGAUUUCUUGUUCCGAGCUGCCAGCGGAGGAACGGUGUUGUACUGUGGUUGGUUUGUCUUGCUUGUCAGCGGGCGCAAAGUUCUUGCUUAGCGCGCACAUACACCCGAGUACUUGUAGGGUGUUUAUAGUGUUGUUUUCUUUUGUCAGCUUUUUGUCUUUUUUAUCAUGUGUCCUCCCGGUUUCUCAUCUACUUCUUCUCCCAUCGGGCUUCUCUUCUAAUUCCCCCUUACUCACAGGCACACUGUUCUUUGUCAUAACAUGUAUACAAUGGAUGUUUUGAAUGCUCGCUCCUUGCUGGCUCGGAGGGAUAAAAAAAAGACAACAGCAUCUGGCCUCCCGUUAUACCCCAGAAAUACCCACGCUACUGAAUUGAUCGAAGCAAUUACCGACUCUCUCCAAAGAUUCGCUCAGUGGGUAGACCGACGGGUAUUAAUUGGCUGCCAGGAUUCAUUUGGCGCAGUGACUUGGAUCAAAGGUGCAGAAAAGAACAUGGCGAUCUGGGCGACACCUUUAGCAAGAAGCAUCAGGCCCACUGCGGGUGAAUGGUCUCGUUCCCCGCUGCUCACCUCAACUGUUCGUCUAGAAUUUACACAACUCCAAGUUACCAUCAAAGAAGCAUCAGUAUCAAACAAGCCACUUGAAGUAAUAGAUCGACGUUGGCAUUCCCGUGUACACUAGAAUCCUUUUACCAAAUUUCUGGGAGAGACAGGGCAAUCGAAAGCCAAAACGGAAGGUUGACGUGACCACACGAUUGUGCAGUAGUAGCCUAGAGCCCCCAUCAAUCAAUCGCAAAGCC
Molecule: messenger RNA, 3112 nt
Organism: Neurospora crassa OR74A
Lineage: Eukaryota; Fungi; Ascomycota; Sordariomycetes; Sordariales; Sordariaceae
Product: plasma membrane phosphatase required for sodium stress response, variant 2
Exons: 5
Coding region: 615-1805 (396 amino acids)
Cellular component (GO): plasma membrane
Molecular function (GO): phosphoprotein phosphatase activity
Source: RefSeq, a predicted model, not a curated record